GGGGGUGCCAGCGUGUCUUUACUAAUGUUAUCAAAGCUUACCAAGGGACUUUUCCACCGUGCUAUUCCACAAUCUGGAGAUGCAUCAGCUUAUUGGGCUAUUGGCAAUCAUAAGAGUCGCAUCAAAUCAAUGGAGGUAUUUGCCAAGAGCGUUGGAUGUCCAGAGGAUCUCAGCAAACUUAGAGACUGCUUGAAACCCAAGGACGCCAUGACAAUUAUAAAUGCUUCCCUUGUAUGUCCAAUUUCUACUUUUAUUCCUAUUGUUGAUAAUCACUUUCUACACGAUAAACCAAUGGAAUUGUACGAAAAUCAAGACUUUGAGAGAUAUGAUAUCAUGACUGGAGUAACAAACGACGAAGGCCUCGUCUUCACCAACUUUUUUGGAGGGAUUUUUGGGGGCUUAAACGUAACCAACGGUGUUUCCAGAGAAACCUUCCUAGCUUUCCUCAGAGGAGGAGGACUAUCUAGGGUAAUACCAGAUCCAAAGUCGGUUUUGAUAAAUACAACUAUCUACCGCUACACUGACUACACCAACGUCUCGAGCCCCAUCAUAAAUCGUCGUAUGUACGUGGAUCUUCAGAGUGAUAUGGGAUUUUUAGCGCCUGCCAUAAGGGCCGCCAAUGCACUUGUUAAGAAGAAAGCAAAGACUUAUUUCUACUUGUUUGAACAUCGAUAUGGAGAUCUUCUUAUGGGGUCGAAACUUCCAUCGUGGGUGGAGUCGUACCAUGGAGCAGACGUCGCUUUUGUGUUUGGUUUUCCAUUGAUGAGCAGUUCCCCUGUGACGACGGAAACGGACGCACGUUUCACACGUGAUAUCAUUAGAUAUUGGACGAAUUUCGCCAAGACAGGGGAUCCAAACAGUCCAGUUAGAGUGGAUGUUACUUGGCCUGAAUACAACCAGGAGCAACAGCAAUACAUAUCAUUGAAACCCAACAUGUCGAUCCACAGCCACCUUCGAGCUGAUUUUAUGGCAUACUGGAACUGUCUCAUUUCCGAAGCACUCCGUGCGGCAUCAGAGCCAUGUGGAGCUCAUCAAAGUCAUGUGGAGAAGCAAAGUACAGAAGGAAAAGAGGAAUUGUAGCACAACUUCUGAUCGUUUGAAAUUAACCACGAAAAUCACGUCGUCUAUCCUUGUUUUAAUAUGAAUGUUUUAAGAUUAAAAUUGUGACACCUCAGGUGUAGUAUCUAUAUUUU
This is a messenger RNA of Exaiptasia diaphana, 1193 nucleotides long. RefSeq names its product acetylcholinesterase. NCBI's taxonomy places the organism in Eukaryota, Metazoa, Cnidaria, Anthozoa, Actiniaria, Aiptasiidae. The transcript is spliced from 5 exons. The coding region runs from base 25 to 1080 and encodes 351 amino acids. The record is from RefSeq and is a predicted model, not a curated record.